Messenger RNA from Colossoma macropomum (tambaqui), 714 nucleotides. It is a transcript of the gene faub, whose product is annotated as FAU ubiquitin like and ribosomal protein S30 fusion b. The record is from RefSeq and is a predicted model, not a curated record. NCBI's taxonomy places the organism in Eukaryota, Metazoa, Chordata, Actinopteri, Characiformes, Serrasalmidae. Gene Ontology annotation, biological process: translation. The transcript is spliced from 5 exons. The coding region runs from base 52 to 525 and encodes 157 amino acids. Gene Ontology annotation, molecular function: protein binding; structural constituent of ribosome. Gene Ontology annotation, cellular component: ribosome; cytosolic small ribosomal subunit.
UUAUUAUUUCUAACAAAUUUGACAAUAAAAUUGUGAGAAAAACAUUCGCGCAUGCGCUGUAGAACACAUCCCUUUGCCCACGUUCGUAGUUGGCGUGUGGAUUUGUGUGUAAACAGGCUGAAGAUGCAGCUGUUCGUGAGAGCUCAGAGCUUACACACCGUUGAGGUGGACGGAUCAGAGACCGUCGCUCACAUCAAGGCCCAGAUCGAGGCGCUGGAGGGUCUGUCCUGUGAUGAUCAGAUCCUGACCCUCCGCGGGACCCCGCUGCAGGACGAGGCUCUGAUCGGUCAGUCCGGGAUCGAAGAGUUCAGCACUAUCGAGGUCUCAUCACGACUGCUGGGAGGUAAAGUCCACGGUUCUCUGGCCAGAGCCGGUAAAGUCAGAGGACAGACACCCAAGGUGGACAAGCAGGAGAAAAGGAAGAAAAAGACAGGCAGAGCCAAGAGGAGGAUUCAGUACAACCGCCGCUUCGUCAACGUCGUUCCAACGUUCGGCAAGAAGAAGGGACCAAACGCCAACUCUUAAAACCGCUUAAUCCCCUCACUAAACUGUGUUGGUGAUGCUUUACUGAUGACUUCUGAUCACAGCAGCUGAAUCUAAAUCCUCUCUCCAUUUGUGUAAUUUUGUGGUUUCAUGUUUGUAUCUGAUUUCGUGGCACUGCCAGAUGGACAGAUUGGUUCUUUAGCAGCAAAAUAAAAAUGAAAUUCAUCGCUU